Messenger RNA from Parastagonospora nodorum SN15, 357 nucleotides. RefSeq lists its product as hypothetical. The transcript has a single exon. Bases 1 to 357 code for a protein of 118 amino acids. The record is from RefSeq and is a predicted model, not a curated record. Lineage: Eukaryota; Fungi; Ascomycota; Dothideomycetes; Pleosporales; Phaeosphaeriaceae.
AUGCCGCCCCUCUGGUUUCUCCGCGAAUUCGAAGCCCGUGACCAGCGUCGUCGCUCCAAAACCCCUUCCCUACCCAAAGUACCGAAACGCCCCCAAAGCUCACACACUUCGGCAAGCUCAAGACCUGCUACUGCAAGUACCAGACCAACAACGUCCAGCACAUCUGAUAAUCUGAAUCAUACGGCCGCAUCGGAACAAGUCAACAACACCGAUGAUGGCAAGAGUCGGGGUUGUGAUCGCGAUCGCACGUUCAGUGGAUUCAUCGAUCGUGAGCGGAUAGCUCAGGAUGCCGUUGAUGGGAAGAGAGGGUUGAAGGGGGUGUUUGAGAGGUGGUUUGGGAAGAUAAAGAGGGAUUGA